AACUCCUAAAAACACCUAAAACCUAAAACAAGUUGAGCUCUUCUUCUCUUUCACCCAAUCCAAGCCCCAAUCUAAAUCCCUAACCUCUCAAUCUACAGCCCCAAUCUGUUUCCUUCUCUUUCUCGUCGUCGAGCAACCACCUUCUCCCUGUCAACCAACCCCGAGCCCGAUUCUCGCUGCCGCCGUUGUGACCACUAUUCUCGCUGCCGCCGUAACCAUCGUUUUCGCCGUUGCCGUGACCCUUCUCCCUGUCGUUCUCGUCGUUGCCGUGACCCUUCUCCCUGCCGUUCUCGUCGUUGUCGUGACCCUUCUCCCUGCUGUUCUCGUCGUUGCCGUGAGCCUUCUCCUUGCCGUUCUCGUCGUUGCCGUGACCACCUUCUCCCUGCCGUUCUCGUCGUUGCCGUGACCGUUCUCGCACCACGUCUACCGUUCUCGUCGUCACUGUGACCACCGUUCUCACAUCCGAGAAGCAAUGGCUCGAAGAAGAAAGUUAAAUAUUCGACAUCGAGCAAGUGAUAAUGAAGGAAUUCAGUCUACUUCAAAUAAUACAAACUCAACCAAUGUAGAAGGAAGUAAUGUUGCAGAAACUCGUUCUAGUCCUUGUCAUGCAGAAGGUGUCAUACGUGAGUCUGUAGAAUCUCACUCAAUUCCCUCUGAUAUAGAAGUUGAAGAAGAACAAAUUGAAAAAGAAGUAGAGCCUAAACGGGCUAGAGGUCCUACAAAAAUGUUAGAUGUAUGGGAAAUGGAAGAUGGUGAUUUAAUAAUCGUUAAUUUGGACAAAUAUGGUCGACCCAUUGGUGAGGAAGGGACAACUCUAACUCGUUUCAUUGGUAGCGUAGCUAGAAGGUAUCAAUAUGCUCCUAUCAACUACAAGUCAUGGAAAGUUAUGCCAAAUGAUUACAAAGAAGAAAUGUUGAAAUUAAUAGAGAGUAAAUUUGAGUUUGUUCCUCCAAUAAAUGACUUAACAAGAGAAAUGUUAAAAUCUGAGCUGAAUGAGAAAUGGAGGCAAUGGAAGGGUGAUCUAAAGUCAAUGGCAUAUGACCCUACUAAAACAGAAGAAGAAGUUGCAUCUCUUGUACCAGAUGAUAGGGUUGACCCAAAUCAAUAUCGUGGUUUGGUUCAUCAUUGGUUUUCUGAUGAAGGACAAAAAAUAAGUAAAAUUAAUAGGCAAAAUCGUGCUAAAUUUGAAGAUGUUCAUUGUAUGGGUUCAAAAAGUCUCCCAAAGUUUAUUGAUGAGAAGAUAAAAAGGGCAAAGGAGUGUUGCCUGGACGUAAAGAGAUUUACAUUGAUACCCGCACUCGUAAAGAUGGAGCAAUUGUCAAUGGAAAGGCUGCAAGAUUGAUUGAAGAACUAAAAAAACAUAAUAAUGAGGCUGGAACUUCUCAAUCAACCCAAGACACACAAGGUUCUAUGUCUUGGAAGGAUGACAUAUUUUAUCAAGUACAAGGACCUGAUAAAAACGGACGUGUGCGAUGUAUGGGCAAGAUUCCUCAUUCUAAAAAAUCGAAGGUUUGUGCAUCUGAAAAUGAAGAGUUGCGCGAAAGAGUUAAGAAUAUGGAAAACUUGUUAGCAAAUGUGAUGACUUUAAUUCAAAAUCGAUUUUCUGGAGCAGAUGUUAAUGAUAUAAUACAAGCUGCAAGACAGGUUCCUGAUGCUACUAGUGCUCAAAACCAUUUGAAUUCACUUAGUCCAAACAACAACGAAAAUAAUGAAAAUGGUGAAGAUUAAAAGCUAAUUUGUUGUUGAAGAUGGAAUAUUGGCAAUUUAGUGGACUCAAUUUCUUAAUAUUUUUUGAGAUUGUUAUGUAUGACACAAGAUGUCUAUUUUAAAUGUCUAUUUUUUGAGGUUUAGGAUUUUGUUU
Cicer arietinum (chickpea) is the source of this 1861-nucleotide messenger RNA. The record is from RefSeq and is a predicted model, not a curated record. NCBI's taxonomy places the organism in Eukaryota, Viridiplantae, Streptophyta, Magnoliopsida, Fabales, Fabaceae.